Molecule: messenger RNA, 831 nt
Organism: Polypterus senegalus (gray bichir)
Lineage: Eukaryota; Metazoa; Chordata; Cladistia; Polypteriformes; Polypteridae
Exons: 5
Coding region: 17-625 (202 amino acids)
Biological process (GO): positive regulation of B cell receptor signaling pathway; regulation of B cell differentiation; positive regulation of cytokine production
Cellular component (GO): membrane raft
Molecular function (GO): transmembrane signaling receptor activity
Source: RefSeq, a predicted model, not a curated record
AAGUGUGACCCUGGAAAUGGAUCCAAUACUGAUGGCAUUUGUGGGAGAAAAAGUCGAAUUGCAAUGUCUGGUGUCGGUACCACCAAACUCAUCAGCUGGGUCGUUGCAUAUUCUUCACAAUGGCAUUCGUCUGAAACCAAAAAGCGAUAAUAGCAGGAUGACAGUGUCUGUGGAUGUCAAUGCCAGCUCAGACACGGGAGGCUACUACGAGUGCACCUACAGUGACCCUGACACAGAUGUCAAGAACAUCUUCAGCUACUUAAUUGUUCAAGAGAAAGAUUAUGAGGAGCCAAAAUCCUUCAAGACGGCUUUUGUCCUUCUGCUGCUGUUCUCUCUUGUCCUUCUUAUCUUCAAUAUCACGGGGACUUUGUUGCUGUUCUGCAAAGCAAAGAUUUGUGCUCAGAAGAAAAGAGCCUCCCAAACAGCCAAGACUGAAAUAAAACCAGCGGAGAAUGCUUCUGGUUCAAUUUACAAGAGUCUUGAAACAUGCAACCCAUCUAUUUACAACGUAAUCGAGCUCAAACCUGAGGAAGCCAGAAGAGGAAAGCCAUCUGAGCAGAACAGAGACAAAGACGAGAAGCCAUACCUUGAUGAAACAUUGGACCUCGUUUAUGAAAAUCUCUAAUGUCCUCUUGAGCUCUAUAACAUACGCAAGGUAUUUUUCCAGCCAAUUAUGAAAUGAAAUAGAGCAGACAUUUUGCUGAAAAUGAAGGACUUUCUGCUUUAUGUAGUUUGCAUUAACUCCUUAUGGAAGCACAUGUAAAUUAAACAAAUUACUUAUAGCUUCUAUUCCUUUGUAUUGCUGAAUAAAAUGCACAGAAUUACCUUGAA